CGAAUAAGUUCAUCACACUUCUUUCCUUUGGUUCCUUGGUUUAAGCAAAAGAAAACAAUAUGGAGAAACCGAAUUCGAGUUCAGGAGGGUUAUGGAGAACGCAGUCAGAUCAGUUAUCCAAGAUACUGGGAGAUGCAAUGAAAUCGCCUGUCUCAAACGAGGAAACUAAAGAGGUCGAUAGUUAUACGCUUUCAAGAAAAUCCAGCAAAAAUCAAGUGCUCGCAUCACCCGGGCGAAGUGGCACUAGUGGAAGAAACGCGCACAUUAAAAGGGGGAAGAGUACUCAAAUGAAAUUUGAUUUCGAUGAGGUUAGUACCGGAGCCGCACUAAGUAGAGCCUCGAGUGCUAGCUUAGGGUUCUCGUUUUCACUAGCAGCGUUCACAAUGCCUCCAGAUGAAAUAGCAGAUUCAAGACCUUUCAGCGACGAUGACAUUCCUGAAGACAUUGAAGCGGGAACGCGUAAAAGGUUUCAAACAGAGCCUACCAUGCAAAUAUAUCUAAAGAGAACAAUGCAAGAUAUGAUAUGUCAGUUUACGGAAGUGACAUACAAGAUAAUAACCAAAGGAGUGACAUCAACCCAAGAGAAAUAUAUUUUAAAUGGAAUAAAUGGUUCGGUUAAUCCAGGUGAAGUUUUGGCCCUCAUGGGGCCAUCGGGAAGUGGCAAAACUACCCUCCUAAGUUUGCUUGGAGGGCGGUUGACAGAGCAUACGUUAGGUGGAUCAGUUACUUAUAAUGACAAGCCGUAUUCAAAGCUCCUAAAAAGCAGGAUUGGGUUUGUGACGCAAGAUGACGUGUUGUUCCCUCAUUUAACUGUGAAGGAAACUAUAACAUAUGCGGCUCUUUUACGGCUAUCUAAGACACUAACGAAACAAGAGAAGGAAAAACGAGCAGAAGAUGUGAUAUAUGAACUUGGUUUGGAGAGGUGUCAAGAUACUAUGAUAGGAAACUCCUUUAUUCGGGGAGUUUCAGGUGGCGAAAGAAAGCGUGUUUCCAUUGGAAAUGAAAUCAUAAUCAACCCUUCCCUUUUGUUUCUUGAUGAACCCACUUCUGGUUUGGAUUCAACAACUUCUUUGAGAGUAAUUGAACUACUACAAGACAUAGCUGAGAAUGAUAAGACAGUGGUUACAACUAUACACCAACCAUCGAGUCGACUUUUCCAUAAAUUUGACAAAUUAAUCCUACUUGGAAAAGGGAGCUUGUUGUAUUUUGGGAAAGCUUCAGAAGCUAUGGUGUAUUUUUCAUCAAUCGGAUGUUCUCCUUUAAUCGCUAUGAAUCCAGCAGAAUUCUUGUUAGAUCUUGCAAAUGGGAACAUGAAUGAUGUUUCUGUUCCACCUGAAUUAGAGGAUAGAGUACAUUUGGGAAAUUCGGGAAGAGAAACAACAAAUGGGAAACCCUCUCCAGCAAUCGUGCAUGAGUAUCUAGUGGAGGCAUGCAUGAGUCAUGUUGGGGAAGAAACAAAAAAGAGACUUAGGACUCAAACAUCACUCGAUCAAGAAAAGACGUUUCAAAAACGAGAAUGGGGGGCAAGUUGGAGAGAACAAUACUCGAUAUUGUUCAUGAGAGGGAUUAAAGAAAGGCGUCAUGAUUAUUUUAGUUGGUUGAGAAUCACACAAAUUGUAGCAACCGCAAUCAUUUUAGGGCUUCUUUGGUGGCAAUCCGAUGUUCAUACCCCCAAAGAUUUGCAAAAUCAGGCAGGACUGCUCUUCUUCAUUGCGGUAUUUUGGGCGUUUUUCCCGGUUUUUACAGCUAUAUUCACAUUCCCUCAAGAAAGAGCAAUGUUGAAAAAGGAAAGAGCAGCUGACAUGUAUAAGCUUAGUGCAUAUUUCCUAGCAAGAACAACAAGUGACCUUCCACUUGAUCUUCUUCUCCCAAUCAUUUUCCUCCUAAUUGUUUAUUUCAUGGGAGGACUCAGACUCACUGCUCAAUCAUUUUUCCUAACCAUGCUUAUAGUCUUUCUAUGCAUUGUUUCAGCUCAGGGUCUUGGAUUGGCUAUUGGUGCUGCAGUUAUGGACUUAAACAAGGCAACAACUUUAGCUUCUGUAACUGUAAUGGCUUUCAUGUUAGCUGGAGGGUUUUUUGUAAAGAACGUUCCAGUGUUCAUUUCGUGGUUAAGUUACUUGUCAUUCAACUAUCACACAUACAGACUUCUUCUAAAAGUGCAGUAUGAACAUAUCAGCUCUGUAAUUGAGGGGAUUGAAUUAGACAGUGGAUUGAAGGAAGUUGGAGCCCUAGCAGCCAUGGCUGUUGGGUAUCGUAUCUUGGCUUACUUGUCUUUGAGACAUUUGUAGCUUGAAUGAUUCAUGAGUGUUUGGGUAAUCAAGAACUUCAUGAGUGUUUGGAUAAUCAAGAACUAUUGAAGUGAAUUUUUGUUUUGUUUUUUGAUUCAUACUGAUGCAAGAGGUGAGAAUGGAGCAUAGGGAAAAAGAAGCUAUAUACAGUGACUUGAAGAAGAAUUUGUUCAAAUAUCAUCUACACAGAUGUGAAAUCACUAUUUGAGAGGUUUACUUGCUAGUGUGUAUCGAUAUUAUUGAUGUUCAUAGCUGAAAUUAAGUUAUCUGUGGCUGUAAAACAACUAAAGAUCAUAAAUUUCAGCAAAGUAUGUGCAUUUUUCAG
Molecule: messenger RNA, 2613 nt
Organism: Lactuca virosa
Lineage: Eukaryota; Viridiplantae; Streptophyta; Magnoliopsida; Asterales; Asteraceae
Source: the annotation of a GenBank genome assembly